Messenger RNA from Notothenia coriiceps (black rockcod), 958 nucleotides. RefSeq names its product BTB/POZ domain-containing protein 10-like. The transcript has 4 exons. Gene Ontology annotation, cellular component: cytoplasm. Gene Ontology annotation, biological process: positive regulation of phosphorylation. The record is from RefSeq and is a predicted model, not a curated record. NCBI's taxonomy places the organism in Eukaryota, Metazoa, Chordata, Actinopteri, Perciformes, Nototheniidae. The annotation marks the transcript as partial.
CAGUCAGAACGCAGCCAUUCACAGUUUCAGGUCCUCCGGUGACGGAGUGAUUGCCGGUGCGUGCCUUCAUCGCCCUUUAGACACAUCUGAAGCUUUAGGUCGAAUCGUUGGAUUUCAGCAGCGAGUUUGAAUCACGGUUGUGCGUGUGAAACAAUGCUGAUGAACUUGGAAAGUAAUGUGCGAGGAUGCUGAAGCUGCCGGGAAGCCCGCUUUGUUCGGAGCAGCGCAGGGCUUCUGCGCCGCGGUCCUCCCGCAGAUCAUCCCCUGCUGCUUUGUCUUCAGCCGGCCCUCUCUCACCGAGCGUGAGCGGCAGUGUGGUUUGUCAGUGUUGGACUGCGACCACCAGCAGCAGGUCGGCACCAUGAGCCUCUACCGGGCCGGGGCCAGCGGCUGGGCCGUCGGGGGGGCUGUGGGCGGGGCGAGAGAAAGAGGAGGAGCAGAUCAUCACAGAGAGCAGCAGCGGCGGUCCAGUGACCGCUCACGGGACUCCUCCCACGAGAGAGGGGAGAGCCAGCUGACGCCCUGCAUCAGGAACCUCACCUCCCCCACUCGGCAGCACGACCGUGAACGUGGCGACGGAGGCUCGUCCUCCAGAUCUUCCAGUCCUCGCCCCCCCAGGAGUUCUGUUCCUUAUUCCCACAUUGGAGGGGCCCUGAUGGGGGGGGACAUACCUAGGGUCAUUAAGGCACUGGGCGCGGGGCCCUGCGAUAUGAUCUACGUGUAUGACCUCAGCAGUAAGGAGGGGCAUCGCAGUGUUCUGAGGCUGGCAGAGAGAGUCACUCUCAUCGUGGAUAACACCAGAUUUGUGGUGGAUCCUGCCAUCUUCACCGCUCAACCAAACACCAUGCUCGGCAGGAUGUUUGGUUCUGGGCGGGACAACAACUUCACACGACCCAAUGAGAAAGGAGAGUUUGAGGUGGCCGAUGGCAUCAGCUCCACCGUCUUCAGAGCCAUUUUG